This is a messenger RNA of Vitrella brassicaformis, 7072 nucleotides long. Lineage: Eukaryota; Vitrellaceae. The record is from the annotation of a GenBank genome assembly.
CUCUGAGUAGCCCUCCUCACUCCGCUGGUGGGGAGGGCCGCAGGUGGCCACCUGCUCGUCUGACGAUGGUUUUCGAGUCGCUCUCUCACUGCAAAUGCUAUGAUGUGCUCAGAGGCAAGCCAUUCAUGGUGCUCCGCGGCUUGUUUGCUUCGCUGCUUUUCGUUUGCUUGCUUGGCCCCACUUUGGCGGCCCCGAUCUCGGCUCUUUAUGGGCGUUUGACGGUAAAAUUCAAUUCACAGUGAUCAGUGAGGCACGCUGGACCACAUGCAGGUCAUUGCGACUUCUCACAAUGAAUGAAUGUCACCGGCUUCGACAAACGCGCAAAGUUUACAUCGGAUAAAUGGGAUUUUCCCAUAUAACGAUUUUCCCAUAUAAGCAGGGUCCCAUUUAUCCGAGGCCCACUGUAGACACCUGUCUUAUUGACGCUGUCCAAUACUUUGGUUUGAGGCCCUCUGGCAGCUAACUGAAGCAACUGCAGCCAUAUUUGGGUUGAGUCCACGAGACAUCAAUGCCACAUAAAAAAAAAGACCGCCGCCAGACUGUACGCCAUUAGGAUGGGGUAAAUAGGUGGAUGCUCGCCGAGUUCAUGGCACGUAGAUUGAUAACAUCCAUGAAUGAACAGACAUCGGCCGAGACAUGACAUCCAUGCGGCAUCAUUCCAACAAAAAUGGCGGAUCAGUCAUGAAAGACAAGGCCGCCAACCGUGCAUUCUCCAGCAGCAGACCAGGCAGGCAGCUCUCUAAGGCGUCGCAGCCCUUUCCCAAUAUUGCCGUCAGCCAGGCGUCUCUUCUCCCCACGGGCGUAUACGUAGCACUUGCAACAGCCACCGGCGGCAUCCCCUCAGCGAGAGAUCCGAGGCAUUCAUAUCCUUGGCAAGGCUCAGGCAAGGAAGAAUCCGGAUCUGUGGGGUCCGCCCCCCAGUCAGCAUUUCGCACCCGGGCCUCAUUCUGACGUCAAGGCCCCAGCCUAGCUUCGGACAUUCGACACACAAAGGGAAGCUCCAGUUAACAAAGAGAUGCUCCAACUUAAAUGUUCAAACGCGGAAACAAGCGCGGAAAACAAAUGCAACCGACAAGAACCGAAACCUUUCCUCCGUCAGCACCAGUCAGCACAACUCACCUUGCACAAGGGCGGAGAUGAAAGACCACAAGGGCGGGGUGUCUGUGAUGCUGUCUUGAGCUUGCUACUUCGUCCUUUGACGGCCAACACAUCGCCUGGCUUCGGAGACACGUGUGGAUUAGCGUUCGUACAACAUUCCACACCGCUCUCUUCGCUUCCAUCAUGCAUAUUCCUCUACUUCCCCUCUCUUUACCGCUCCGGCUCAGGUGAAGGGCGAUGGAUGCAGCAUUUUCUGCACCUCCCGUAAGCGGUGCGGUUGGCGUAGGUUGCGUAAGAGUGCUCGCUGUCCCGCCAAGUGUACCACUCGUUCAUCGUCGAUCCACUUGAGGCGCUCAACGAGGUACUUGUGAGCUAUGUGCUCUCGUGUCGCAGCUGCUAACGCCCCUUUUCUUGAAGGGAAGCAAGUCUGGGCUCACAUGAUAUAUACUGUGACCCUUGGGUAUUUAUACUUUAUUAAUCGCCGAAUGUUCCGAUGUAGGGCCAUUGUAGGCAAAGACGCCUAGGUCGGUCGGCAUACCUAAGCAGAGUACCUCUAUCUUCCGCUUACAAAGCCCAAUCAUCGCUCACAAGCCGUGUCUCAGACGUCUCUUCAGUCAGAUUGACAAAAUAAUCCAUUCUUUUUACUCAUGUCCAGCCACUCCUUCCAGCCUGCCACCACAGAAAGGCACACGACAUGUAAGACAUACAUGAAUGAAUUCAAGAACAGCGAGACGCCGGGGUUUUCGCUGCAUAUGUAUGUCUUAUAGGUAUGCCCACAAGCAGAAGAUGCAACCGUCUCCGCUGCAUCUGCCAGAGGGAAGUCAUCCUAGAUGCAGCACUGUGGAUGGGCUAGUAUAGCAUGCAGAAACCUGCGCAACACACUAAUAGAUGACGGGGGAUGGAGAGAGACGAAUUUAUGCAUGCAGGUAGCCACUACAGCGGGAAAGAAAAGGACUAGAGCUGUCGUGUGCAUCCCCCGGCCCACAUACCGCCGGGGUUUCGAAUGAAAUGGACAAUCUCAUCCCCAGCAAAAGCAGAGGUAAUGGCUUCGCUCCCAUUGCGCUGGCAACUCGGAGUUCUGCGAGGAGAAUUCAGCAGCAGCGGUUUCAGGAGCACCCUAGGCGGCCUGACGGCCAGGUCAACCGUGCCAUUAGAUGAGUCAAAUGGAGAUGAAUGCCUCUGAGGAUUGUUGCAAAUAUACAACGCUUUCGGCGGGUAGCCGGACGGUUCUGCAUGGGCUGAGGAGAUAGAGGCUUGUGGCUUUCUUCACGUAUGUAUAGCCGAAACGAUAUCUUCGGAAAGUCCUCGCUCGGUUGUAAACCGCCAGUGAUGAUUUCGGGAGCCGCCUGAACUUCACCACUCACCAUGAUGUUGACAGUGUCCUCUAAUCCUUGACGGAGAUGACAAAUGGUGAGUGGUGAUAGUGAUGCGACGAAUGUAUCCCUUUCUCGUAUGUGAGGCGCACUUCAUCGUCUUGUGUUAAUAAAGCAUCCUGCUGCACAUACCUGCACGCCAACAGACACAAGAUGCAGGUUCAGAUCACCGUUGAGCGUGUCAGCCCGUGGCCAUCGUCGAUGAAAAAGGUUUGGGGUUUGAGGUUAUGAGCGCCACGCUAAAGUUUUCUUGACGGUUCUAUCCGCGCAUUGGGCCCAUAUGAAACAACGCGUCCGGCAGACAAACCGUUCGAUCACGAUCGUAUGGAAGAGAAAUCGGUACCGGUGUUGUGUUGCUUGCAGUACUACACACACGUCAACGUGUCGAGAAGCUUCGUGUUUUUCGUCACGUUUUGAUCAGUGUGAUUGAAAAUUCCCUUGAGAUGUUGGAAUGAUGUGUCGGCCCGGAGAUGGAUAACCUCGGCUAUAGCCUAAUUGGUUUCUCAACAGAAGAAACUCGCGCUUGCGGGUAAAACGAGGCAACAGGAUCAUACUCAUCUCCAAACGAAUCAUCGCCAUCCCUUAUGUCCUUCUUGGGUGCCUCUUCGCAGGUCGAACUUCUGGCGGUUGACGGAAGAGAUCCCGUCGACUAUCAUGUGGUGGAUAAACUUCGAAUAUGCGGUCACCAUCGAUUGUCUGCUGCUUCACCGCUUGACGCCGCAGCCUCUUCUCACCGCUCCCGAAGCAUCGAAGAGGUGCAGGAGCGAGUCGAUGGUCGAGCCUUUCGUGUUAUCUGCAGCCACACCGGUGUUAUCUGCAGCCACACCGGUGUUAUCUGCAGCCACACCGGUAAGUGCCGCCAGACACAGCAAAAUAAGCCUUCGCGGCUUUCAUGACGGUCUUGUCGAUGCCGCUCUCGCGGGUCAGGCACACAUUCGCAAUGACACGAUGUACUUGUUGUCCCUCAGGUCUUUGUAGUGGUUCAGCAAGUGGAUGCAGAUAAUUUGGAACGCCCGCAUCUGCUCUUCGUUCAAUCGGUAACUGUUCGCCCACAACGGAGAAGGUGUUGUCGUAGACCGUCUCAGGCGGCUUGAAUGCGGACGCCGGCUGCGCCAGCAGUCGAGUGAGAUCGGUGGUAUUCAUCGAGUGACCACCGUGUGUGAAGAGAUUCGACUCCAAGAGAAGCUACUCACUCAGAAGGCUUGCUUCAUCUGACGUGGCGCGGCUGUGGCCGAUUUCAUUUACCUUAUUGCGUUGCUGGUGCAGGUCAUCGUUGGGCUGAUCCUGGCGGUUCCCAUUUGAUUGACAAGCCGAUUGACCGUCAUCAAGGGCAGUCGUCGAUAGCCCCUUCAACAGGCACAUCCAAUUGUAUCCAGCGAUGCAUUGAUAUACUUCGCGAACGUCUUCAACACGGGCGCAGCAGGAGCGGCAAUAGGGGGAUGGGGUGGCUUGCGUUCUUGGUGCAGCCACUCUGAAUACCUGCAUGUUAUCGCCACGUCUGUCGUCAAGAUCUGCAUGUUUUUCGAGCUCUCGCCAUUGUUGCAUGCGUCGGUGUGCUUCUCGAAAACACUCGUGCUGUGCAUGUCUCUGUGACGCAUAAUUGAACCACCACUUCGCACGCUGCUUUCGACCCUCGCCCAAUUCGCGGCCCGGGAUGCCCACGCAGUGGGUGCCCCUUACCCGGAAUAUGAGGCUCGAGUUCGGGGGUCUAGGGCGUUCGUUAAACGACUAUGUAUUGAGGAAAGGUUUGAAGCCAUUCUCUAUUCGUCUAGGCAUCGCAGCGACAUGAAUCUUUUCCAGGUAACGAAGCGAGUGAUGAGCCUCUGUUUGACUCACUCGCUAUCGGUGGAUAUUUCUUCCUGCAGGCUCGGUCACUUCUGCUCUUCUACUGUCUUCAAGAUGGGCCUGCAUCCGACGCGCUCCUCCCCUCCGUCCUUCCGCAACGUCGACGACCAAGCGCGAUCAAGGCGCAGCUUAACUCACCUCGAGACUGCAGGUGCAAAGGAAUUUGCUUGGCUGUCGUCGCUGCCUGGGAUGCAAGACGUCGCUCAUCUCGGAUGGCCAAGCCAUCUCUACUAGCCUAUGCUGCCUUCUGUCCCCCCUCCACCAUCCUUCAACGCUUCCACUUGUCCACGUCCCCGUCUGGCCAACUUUCCCCUCCGUCCCGCCUCCCUCUUGUCUUCUCUGCCUCCUCCAGCAUGCUGCCCGAGUGCGACGACCACGUCGGGUCUUUCACUGUGGGUGAUAGGGUGCGGGUGAUAGAAAGCACCGUGGUUUUGUGGCACAGGCCGGCGUUCCGCAAAGAGGGCUUCAACCCGCGUGGCUUGGUGGGGACUGUAGUGAGGGUCCGCAACGAACAGAGGCUGACCGUCACUAAACCGCUAGUGGUCAAGUUCAACGAACCGCCAUUCUCGGCACAUUUUUCCUCAGACGAGCUUGAGCUGAUCAGCACUAGCUCAGUUGAUGAAGAAUGGAAGACUGGAAGAAUGGGAUACUGAGUUGUCCAGUAUUCCAACGUUGCGCCAUCGCAUCCGAAUCAUGUUUGAUGGACAUUUAGGUUGUGGAUGGGUCGUGUGUUUGGGUUGUGUGGUUCGGCUAAGCGCUCAGUGCGCUUUGUUGAGUAGAUACAUGAACGGGCGAGGAAGUUCGUCUCAGCAUCAGUCCAUAUCAAGCGUCCUCCAUGCAUGUCUGCUGAAUCAGACACGUAGGACAUGUACAUGCAUGUAGAUGCAUUGCAAGUACAAAAUUCUGCCUUGUGGGUUGAUACUGUGAGGGUCGGAUAAGUGGGACACGGCUCAGGGUGUCAUUUGCCGUUUUUCCCAUUUAUCCGUUCCCAUUUAUCCGACCCAAGUUCACACGCCUUCUGCUUGUCCGUCUGUCACCAGGGCACCGCAGCAGGCCUCCUGACUCGCCUGGCAGCCGUCGAGCUUGUCGAGUAGCCAGACUCGAGCUUGGCCCGGAACAAAAAGGGGGAAAAAGGCCGGCGGCGAGGAUGAGGAGAGCGAGCGAAGCAGGUGCUUGAGCGUUGCUUGGGCGAGACAGACAAGCAGGAAUGAUCACUGGCGAAUGAGUGAUGGAACACGACGAGCUAUCGACAGAUUGAGUGAUGGAAUGUCCAGAAACACACAUGAAUCAUGCAGAGACAGUCACUCACCCCACACCAACACACCUCAAUCGAUCUCUAAGUUCGCCUUUUCACCACUAUCCUGCUCCGCCAUAGCCUGCUCGGCAUUCAUCUCUCUGCUCGGCAUUCAUCUCUCGGCAUCAUCUCGGUCAUCUCUCGGCGCCCUUGACCGUAUUCUCUCGUUACUUAUCUGAUCAACGGCCGGACCCAUCCGCAUCACACACGCGGAAUAAAUGUAAUGGUGCUGACUGACCUUGACUUUGUAGGUGUUAGCUGUGUUGGAUGGGAUGCGCUCCCGGUAUGCUGGCGGGGGAUAAGCCGAAAAAGGCCCCCUCACAUGUGAGUGUGAGUGUCACAUGUGAGUGUGAGUGUCUUGCUAGUGGUGAACUCCCGGCCGUUUGGCUCUCGGUCGCCAGGUGCAGGGUGGCCGUCCGGGUGCCGCUCUUGGACGGGAUGCAGCGGACCUGAUGAAAUAAACAGCAGACCACCCAACACAGACCAACAGACGGACGAGCAGACAUCAGGUCACUGGGUGUGGUAGGUCUGCCCUUUGGGCGAGACGGUGACUAUCAUGCCCUUGGGUGGCAACACUUCAAAAUCAUUGGCGUGGUCUCCCGUCACGUCUUGCACUUGCACGGCCAGGACGCCGGGGCCACUGUUGGCUAUGGGCACCUCAACAGCAGGGCUGGGCACGUGCACAGCACUCUUGCCCACUGACAGACUCGCAGGCAGAGCCGGCGACAGACUCGACCCGCCCAACGCCAGCAGCCGCAGGGAAGAAGUCACACCGCUGCCGCCGCUCUGGAUGUCCAGCGUGGCCCUGCAUACAUGAAGCCAAAGACAAAGAAUACGGCAAAAAGGUGUCUGGAUGGAUGGGUGCAACAUACCCGUAUUGGCCGGCAGUUACAGCGUCGACUUCGACUGUCACAUCGACUGUGGCGCCCGCUGCUACUGUGGGCGUCGCCAAGUACGACACGGCGUUCGUCAAACCUGCCGUCAUCUGCACUUAUACAUGUCAGGACACCCACUUCUUCUGCACUACCAUAGACAGACAGUCAGUCAUUUGGUGGAUGGCUUACCUGGAGGAUGGCUGACCGUCAACGGUCAGGAACGUGUCGUUUUCAGAGAGCAGCAGGACCUCCUUCUGGACCUCUUUGUAGGAUAAACGUAUGAAUCCACAGACCAGUGUCUCAACAGCGAGUGUCUGUACAUUCUAUCAGCAUCAUGAGCUACAGUCAACACCCCUCACUCGCUCUCUCCCCCUCUUCCUCCUCUUCUUCGGGCGCUCACUAUUAUCUCCGGCGGGCUGCUCUAACUCUUCCCCCUUGCCGACAAAUGUGUAGUGCAGCCUCUCCAUGGCCUGCCGGCAAGCGAUGGCCUCCUGCUUGGCCUUCUCAACGCCGUCGGGGUCGUUGACAUUGAUGAGAAACGAGUCCCUGCGCUUUCGCUGGCCGGCUCCCGCCAUAUGGCCACCCAU